CUAUGUGUUGUUAUUGUUUUAUUUUGUUGAUUUUGCCAAAAGAUUUAGUUUUUUGAAACGAAAAAAAAGUAAUAAUAAAUUUAAAAAAUCUUUAUAAAAUUAACAUAUUUCAAAAUGGACAUUGAAAAAUAUACUUUACAGUCCAUAAGACAAGAGUUAAUAGAUAAUAAUCUACAGGCUAAAGCCAUAAUACAAGAUAUAGUAUCUUAUCGUGGCUCUAUACAUGAAUUGGAGGCAUUAAACGAAGCGGGUAGAGCUAAACUGGCAGCUUUAAGGAAAAAUAUUGAUCGUUUAAAUGAUUGGGCUAGAGAUACCGGUGACCCGGCCCUAUCGAAAGAGGUUGAUACACAAAGGGAACAAUUUUCGAAAGUAUUACAAGCUUUUCGUAAGGCUAAUGUAGCCACUAUGCUGGAAAUAGAGAAAGCUAAUCGUGAAGAAUUAAUGGCCAUUACCGGAGAAACCGAUUUAAGGCAAAGACACAAUGCCACAGAUGGCAGUGGGGCAAGAAGUGGUGGUGGCACGGCUACACGUCAUAAUCGCGGCAGUCUGGUGUCACAGGAAAAUAACGUUACUGAAAAAAUGUUGGCCAUUUCGCGACACCUCUCCGAGACCACACAAAAAAGUGCCAUCACUUUAGAAACGCUCGUGGCUUCUUCACAAAAUGUAGAAGCCACUCGUGAUGAACUACAGAAUACAGCCGGAACAAUUUCACAAUCUGGAAAAUUACUUAAAAAAUAUGGACGACGUGAGUGCACCGAUAAAAUGUUAUUAUUCUUUGCAUUUGCUUUCUUUUUGGCCUGUGUCUUUUAUAUUGUACAAAAGCGACUGUUCUAGACUGAGUGUUAAUACGUUCACUAACAAUAGGUUGGAUAUGGCUUAAAUUUUAUUAAAACAAGAAGAUGAAGAGGAACGUUUAUUAUUAUUUUCUUAGAAGGCUGGCCUCUCAGGGUUUCUUUUCCUCGCUCUUAGCGGAAAUGUUACCUUUAUUUCCAGAUGU
Molecule: messenger RNA, 997 nt
Organism: Lucilia cuprina (Australian sheep blowfly)
Lineage: Eukaryota; Metazoa; Arthropoda; Insecta; Diptera; Calliphoridae
Gene: Sec20
Product: vesicle transport protein SEC20
Exons: 2
Coding region: 115-834 (239 amino acids)
Biological process (GO): retrograde vesicle-mediated transport, Golgi to endoplasmic reticulum
Cellular component (GO): SNARE complex; endoplasmic reticulum
Molecular function (GO): SNAP receptor activity
Source: RefSeq, a predicted model, not a curated record